Helianthus annuus (common sunflower) is the source of this 2111-nucleotide messenger RNA. RefSeq lists its product as uncharacterized. The transcript is spliced from 8 exons. The record is from RefSeq and is a predicted model, not a curated record. Bases 106 to 1905 code for a protein of 599 amino acids. NCBI's taxonomy places the organism in Eukaryota, Viridiplantae, Streptophyta, Magnoliopsida, Asterales, Asteraceae.
UCCUUCCAGACACGCAAUUGUUCCAUUCUUUGGCCCCUUUCACGCCUUCGUAAUCUCCAAAACCUCAAACAAACCCAUAAUCUUUCUUCAAAUUAAUCCCCCAAAAUGCAGUGUCCAAACACCAAUUUCUUCCGCUACAACACCACCUUAUGCUUCUGCAACCCGGGCUACUUUUACAACACCACCGACGCCACCUGCUCGCCGUUCACCGUCUCCGGCACCGGCGCCGAGGAGUUCAAGGUGGGUUCUGGAGUUGACUACUCAAUAAACAUUCCUGCUAACAUCUUUGCCUUUGAUACCAUCAAGAAGUUUACACAAUCUCAAGCUGUGUUUCUUGAAGCUACUGUUGUGUUGCUUGUGUCUUGGCUUUUGUUCUGCUUUUUUGUCAGAUUUGGGAAGCUGGCUGAUGGGACUACACAUUGGUUUAGGGUUAGGUGGUGGAUUAGUAGAUUGGAUGUCUGUUUUUCUACUCGACAUUGGCUGGAUGAUCAAAAGGUUGUCAAGAAACGAAAGACAGAGCUUGGUGGAGCUUUCUCAAUUGGAAGUUGGAUUCUUUUUAUUGGUUUGUUUGCUGCGUUGCUUUACCAAGUUAUAUCAAUGAGGACCAUUGAGAUACACAGUGUGAUAGCAACAAAUGCACCAGAUUUAGCUGCCUUCCAUAAUGACAUGGAAUUCAACAUAACAACCAUUUCCACCAUGAGUUGUUCCAAUCUAAAAGGACCCGGGACUUUAGUCACCGGAAAUCCCGCUUUUAUCGAUUCUCGAAUUCUACCGCUCUCCACAUUCGUCAAUUUCUCAUGCCAAAACACCACAAAGGGGCCCACCAUUACUCUUAAAUGUUACGAUUGCCAGCUUUUUAGCGACAGUUUAUACAUUUCAUGGCAGUUUGUUGACCUCCCAAACGUGCCGGCCGCUGCCGUCGGCUUUGAAUUUAUGUUAACCGCUAGAGACCGCCAACACACGAAACAUAUGAGUUAUGUAAGUGGUUCUUUGAAGAAUGGAAGCACAAAUAGUGCAAAGUUUGUCACUUAUAGAGGAAGAGAUCCAAAUAUUCUGCAAUUUAAUUUAUUUCCGAGAAUAUAUCGGAACAAACAUGAUCUUAGACUCAUCCAACCUCUGUUUCAUGAUUUCCUUCCGGGUUCGUCUUUUAGUGACGCAAAUCAGCUGCAGGCUUCGCUACAAGGUUCUAAUGACGGGUUCGUGAAUACCACCUUUCAUGUCAAUUUUCUUUCAUCCUACAUUGUGCAAGUUGACAAUCAAAGCACCCUUGGGCCCGUGGGCUUUCUUGCUGAUCUUGGUGGCUUGUACUGUGUUUGUAUUGGCAUAUUUUUCUACCUUUUGGUGCAAUUUGAAUAUAGGUUCAAAAGAUUCCGACAUGAGGAUGUGGUGAUGAGAAGUAUUAGAAGCCGCCGGAAAGCCCAAGAACGAUGGAAUAAGUUAAGGAAGUAUGUAAGUUUUACAUGGGGUCGUGGGAUAUCAGCGUUUGAAGAUGGAGUUUCUGUGGAUAUGCCGUCUUGCAACUGUUUUCCAGUACCUAAAGGAGGGCCGUCAUCAGCGUUUCAUCAAAAGAAACAAAUACGAAUGGAUACUAUUAGUUUCAACAAUAAAGUUAGCACACCAAGUGACAAGGUAUUAAGGGAUGUGAAUUCUCAGGAAGAACAUAAUGGAAACAUUAAGAAUUCAUCCGAUGUAGAUCCACAAGUCUUGGCUACUGAUGACAUACCUUUGCCGCCAUCAUUAGAAAUGAAUGGUAUCGAAAUUAGCAUUCCCGAGAUCCAGAAAAACCUUAAAAAUCUCUACGAAUACAACAUGAUGCUUAGAGAGAAGUUGGUUAGCACUCGAUCUACAAUCCAUGCUUUGACAUCUAACUCUUCUGCAUCCUCAUCGGACCAGAAGCACCAAUAGUGUGUGGUUUUGCUUAUUGUUGUAAUUCAUCCUAGUCAGUAGUCAUAUGUUUCCUUUUAAAAGAAAAAGCAAGUCAAAUUUGGUAUUCAGGUUUUGUUCAGGAUCAGUUUGGGCUGUAAAGUUGCAUUUGUAUCAUUUCGGUUUCAUAUAUGUAAAUUCGAGGCGAUAUAGUUCAUGUGCAGUACACAUCAAAAUUUAAAAUGGUA